GUUCGCUACGACAGCGAGAGGCGCCGGAUGGAGCCGCAGACACCGUGGAUGGCGGCUGGACCUGAGCCAGGAUAUUGGGAUAGACAGACCCAGAAUGCUGAGGGGAGCCGGAUCGUGGCUGUUGCUGACCUGGAGAGAGCGGAGCGGGGCUGGUACAACUGGAGUGGGCGUCUCCACACAUGGCAACGGCUUUAUGGCUGUGACCUCCUGUCUGACAGGAGCGUCCGUGGGUCCAGUCGGUACGGCUUUGACGGGCAGGAUUUCAUCUCCUUCGAGCUGGGAUCCGGGAGCUUCGUGGCAGCCGAUGGAGCUGCCCAGAUCACCAAGAGGAAAUGGGAACACGAUGGGAUCAUGGUGGACCAUUUGACCAAUUACCUGGGGAACAUCUGUCCGGAAUGGCUCCGGAAAUAUGUUGGAUACGGGCAGGAGGCGCUGGAGCGCAAAGAGCCCCCUGAUGUCCACGUGUCCGGGAAAGAGGAACACGGGAUCCUGACGUUGUCCUGCCACGCGUACGGAUUCUACCCCGGGAUCAUCGGGAUCAACUGGAUGAAGAGGGAUGAAAUCCGGGAUCAGGAGACGGAGUGGGGCGGGAUCGUUCCCAACAGCGACGGCACCUUCCACAGCUGGGCCAGGAUCGAGGCGCUGCCGGGGGAGCGGGAGCAGUACCGGUGCCGGGUGGAGCACACCGGAAUGCCGGAGCCCGGGAUCUUCGCCUGGGAGCCGGAAUCCGUCUGGAAUUCCACCCCGGUGUUGGUCGCUGUGUCCGUCAUCGCUCUCCUGUACUGGGCAGUAAAUAAUUCUGAUUGA
Molecule: messenger RNA, 807 nt
Organism: Empidonax traillii (willow flycatcher)
Lineage: Eukaryota; Metazoa; Chordata; Aves; Passeriformes; Tyrannidae
Product: class I histocompatibility antigen, F10 alpha chain-like
Exons: 5
Biological process (GO): immune response
Cellular component (GO): external side of plasma membrane
Source: RefSeq, a predicted model, not a curated record